Adineta steineri is the source of this 1086-nucleotide messenger RNA. The record is from the annotation of a GenBank genome assembly. NCBI's taxonomy places the organism in Eukaryota, Metazoa, Rotifera, Eurotatoria, Adinetida, Adinetidae.
AUGUUUUGGAUAUUUUUUGUUUUACUGAUAUUUUCCACUGGUGAUUGUAUUCUUAUCGAUCAAAUUACAUCAACAUCACCUUCAUCAUCAUCAUCAUCAAGCACCUCAUCAUCAACAAGCACCUCAUCAUCACCAUCGUCAACAACAUCAUCGUCAUCAAGCCCCUCAUCAUCAUCAUCGUCAACAACAUCAUCGUCAUCAAGCACAUCAUCAUCAUCAUCAACAUCAUCAACAACAUCAUCAUCUUCAACAACAACAGCAGUACCAGGAUGGACAAUAACAGGAAACAUGAACUUUGCGCGAUAUUCUCACACAACAUCCACAUUAGCAAAUGGAUCAGUAUUAGUUGCUGGUGGAAUUGGUAGUGAUAAUGGCUAUCUUAAUACUACUGAAUUGUACUAUCCAUCAACAGGUAUUUGGACAACAACAGGAAACAUGAAUUUCAUACGAGGAUAUCACACAGCAUCCACAUUAGCAAAUGGAUCGGUAUUAGUUGCUGGUGGAUCUAAUAGUGCUAGUUUUGUAAAUACUGCGGAAUUAUAUAAUCCAGCAACAGGUAUUUGGACAAGCACAGGAAGCAUGAAUGCCGCACACGCAUAUCACACAGCGUCCACAUUAGCAAAUGGAUUAAUAUUAGUUGCUGGUGGAUCUUCUAUUAGUGUAGAAUUGUAUAAUCCAUCAACAGGUACUUGGACAACAACAGAAAGCAUGAUUUUUGGACGACAAUGGCAUACAGCAUCCACAUUAACAAAUGGAUUAGUUUUAGUUGCUGGUGGAUCCUACGGCUCUAUUUAUCGGAAUAGUGCUGAAUUAUACAAUCUAACAAAAGGCACUUGGACAACCACAGGAAGCAUGAGUAUUGCACGAAGAGAUCACACAGCAUCCACAUUAGCAAAUGGAUCAGUGUUAGUUGCUGGUGGAUAUAACGGUGGUUCUUCCAAUAGUGCUGAAUUGUACAAUCCAGCAAUAAGCACUUGGAUAACCGUAGGAAACAUGAGUUUUGCACGAUAUUUUCACACGGCAUCCAUAUUAGCAAAUGGAAAAGUAUUAGUUGCUGGUGGAGAUAGUAGUGCUGAGCUUUAUUAA